Molecule: messenger RNA, 1447 nt
Organism: Drosophila ficusphila
Lineage: Eukaryota; Metazoa; Arthropoda; Insecta; Diptera; Drosophilidae
Exons: 7
Coding region: 167-1252 (361 amino acids)
Source: RefSeq, a predicted model, not a curated record
CGAUCUUCAGCGCGACAGUCGAUUCCACGAAAGUGGCCAAAGUGGUGGUAACAGCCGCCCAUCUUGAAGGCUCAAAGUGAUAAAUACAUUUCGUAAAGACCGCCAAAUAGUGCAUAUACAGAUAGUGUUUUAACUUAAGCGUUUCACCCAGCUGUAAUCGGGAGCCAUGAGGAUCCAUCAGCAUUUUGUGUUGGGUCUGCUCGGUGUGCUCUGUUUGGCCAUCGGAGGCAGUCAAUCCAAGGCUGUGGUGGAUCAGCAGCCUGCCGCUUCCCAGGUGGACAGCAAGAGCGUUGCCCAGCAAAGAAUCGAUUUGGGUUUGGGUCUGGGCGAUGCCCUCAUCCACGACCACCACCACGAGCACAUUGUCGAGCACCACGAACACCAUCACGAGCACCAUGACCCCGGCUACUGGAAGAAGAAGGUCACCUGGAAGGAGGGCUGGAAGAAGAUCUGGAACCCGGCCAAGAAACAGAUCUGGAAUCCUUCGUGGAAGAAGAUCUGGAAGCCGCACUGGGUAAAAGUGCCUGGCUGGAAGGAAAUCCAAGUUCCUGCCUGGAAGCAAAUUUGGGUGCCACACUGGAAAGAAAUUUUAGUGCCUGCCUGGAAGGACAUUCAAGUACCUGAUUACAAACAGAUUUGGACACCAGAAUUAGUCAAGGUUGGCAUUCCCGGCGAGAAAUAUCUAGGCAAGGAUCACGAAGGUUGGGAGUACACCAGUCACGAUUUGUGGAAGAAGAAAGUGGUCUGGAAGUCGCACUGGAAGAAGAUCUGGAAGCCAGCCAAGAAACAAAUCUGGGUGCCCGAGAAGAAACUGGAGUGGAAGGAGGCAUGGAAGCAGUACUGGAAGCCAGCUAAGAAGGAGAUCUGGACUGAAAAGUUGGAAUGGAAGGAGGCUUGGAAGCAGAUUUGGGUUCCUGGCUGGAAGGAGAUUUGGGUUCCCGGCUGGAAGAAGAUCUGGAAGCCAGUGGUCAUUUCCGAGUGGUUCCCCUCGCCCGACCACCACGAUCACCAUCAUCACGAACACUCAUUCGAUUGGGAUCGCAAGGAUACGGGAGUGACGGCCACCAAGUCAGCGGACGGGAAGGAUAAGGUGGUGUGGAAGCGUGACGACACCAAUGCCGGCGGCAAGCCAACUCUGCUGCAGCCAGUGGCCAGUGCCGAUUUCCAGGCCAAGUCCCUGGAGGCGGCCAAGUCCCCAGUGGCUGCUGCUCCCACCGCCACCUCGCAGUCAUUCAAGUUUCCCGGGGCGUAGGAAGCCAUUGCAUCACCAAAAAAAAAGAGGUUGCAUCACAACGCCCACGUCCAAAACUCCUUGUAAAUAGUCGUAAACCAGUCGCUAGCUCAUAAGGCCAUCCAUCUACUUCCAUUUGCCUUGGCGCCACUUUAAAUUAUCUCUAGGCUUUAAUUACCAGUGAAUACAAAAUAAAUGAUAAAUAACUAAAAUAAA